Molecule: messenger RNA, 936 nt
Organism: Adineta ricciae
Lineage: Eukaryota; Metazoa; Rotifera; Eurotatoria; Adinetida; Adinetidae
Source: the annotation of a GenBank genome assembly
AUGUCUACAAUUGCUGUUGCUGGUCUUGGCGAUGUGGCUAAAUAUGUUGUUGAAGAAUUGAAUGCUUUACGAUCGCCUUCAAAAAUUGUAUUAUUAAGUCGAGAAAUUCGUUCAUGGUUUGAUCAACAACCAAAUACUAUUUUUCGUAUAACUGAUUAUUCAGUUGAAUCAUUAACAAAACAUCUUGCCGACGUCGAUGUUCUUAUAUCAUUAAUUCAUUCAAAUGAUCGAUUUUAUAAUGAUGUUCAUGAAGCAAUGAUCAAGGCUUGUCAAAACUCAUCACGAUGUAAACGAUUUAUUCCAUCUGAAUGUGGAGGUGAUAUUGAAAAAUUUCCUCAACAUCCUGAAUUUUAUGUUCCAACACAUGGUGCUAUUCGUAAAUUAUUAGAAGAACAAAAUGAAACUGAAUAUACUUUAUUUAAUCAAGGAUGGUUCAUGGAUUAUUUUAUUCCUGCAGAUCGAUCUUAUAUGAAACGUAUUUUACCUAUAUGGCCAUUAGAUCUUGAAAACGAAACACUUCGAAUUCCUGGCACAGGUAAUGAACCAAUUACAUUUACGUCAGCACGUGAUACUGGAAAAGCUUUAGCUUGUUUGGCAACAAAAACUAUUAAAUGGGAUAAAUAUAUUUAUAUUGCUGGUGAGACAACUACUUGGAAUCAAGUUAUAAAAAUUAUUGAAAAAAUUUAUCCUGAAAAAAAAUUACGAAUUACAUAUAAAUCACUUGAUGAAUUAGAACAAGAUCGUGCAACUCAUUUACAUGAUACUAAUCCGAAAGAAUUAUGGCUUGCAUUUAUGGAUAUAUGGAAUGCAACUGGUGCCAGUGCGGUACCUAUGGAUAAAGUUAAACAACAACGAACGAAAUAUUUUGAUGGCAUUCAUUUUUCUAAUAUUGAAGAAUUUAUCAAUAGAGCUCAAGAAGAGAAUCAUGUCAUUUAA